This is a messenger RNA of Hibiscus syriacus, 1693 nucleotides long. RefSeq names its product gibberellin receptor GID1B-like. The coding region runs from base 300 to 1334 and encodes 344 amino acids. Gene Ontology annotation, biological process: floral organ morphogenesis; raffinose family oligosaccharide biosynthetic process; positive regulation of gibberellic acid mediated signaling pathway. The record is from RefSeq and is a predicted model, not a curated record. Gene Ontology annotation, cellular component: nucleus; cytoplasm. The transcript has 2 exons. NCBI's taxonomy places the organism in Eukaryota, Viridiplantae, Streptophyta, Magnoliopsida, Malvales, Malvaceae. Gene Ontology annotation, molecular function: hydrolase activity; gibberellin binding.
UGGUUUCGUGUUUCAGAAAGGAAGUCUCUUUUGUUCAGAAUAAAAUAACACCGAAGAACGAGGAAAAUCAAUCAAAAGCCAAAAAGGAAAAAAAAAGAGGGGGAAGGAGCGAAACUCUAGUACAAUAAAAAGGCACUCAAGAAAAAAACCAGUUAAGAGAAGAAGGGGGAAGGGCAAUACACAUAGGCACUCUCGCUUUACUUGCUAUUAUGAGGCUCUCUUCGUGAAGAUUAGUUCCAUUUCCUUGGUGGGUUUCCUUGUAUCUUCUUCUUCCUCUUUGAGUCUGGUUUGUUCGAGCCAUGGCUGGCAGUAAUGAAGUCAACCUCAAUGAAUCCAAGAGCGUUGUUCCAUUGAAUACCUGGGUUCUUAUUUCUAAUUUCAAGCUAUCAUACAAUCUGCAGCGCCGGCCAGAUGGAACCUUUAACAGAGACUUAUCGGAGUUCCUCGACCGGAAAGUACCUGCCAAUAUCAAUCCAGUUGAUGGGGUCUUCUCCUUCGAUCACGUUGACCGAGCUACCGGUCUUCUUAACAGGAUUUAUCAGCCGUCUCUUAAAGACGAGGCUCGAUGGGGCAUUGUGGACCUCGAGAAGCCUUUGAGCACAACCGAGAUCGUUCCUGUCAUUGUCUUCUUCCAUGGUGGAAGCUUUACGCAUUCCUCUGCAAACAGUGCCAUCUACGACACCUUUUGUCGCCGCCUUGUUAGUGUUUGUAAAGCCGCUGUGGUGUCUGUGAAUUAUCGCCGAUCACCCGAGCAUCGAUACCCUUGCGCAUACGAUGACGGAUGGGCUGCUCUCAAGUGGGUUAAAUCAAGAACUUGGCUUCAAAGUGGGAAGGACUCUAAAGUGCAUGUAUACUUAGCUGGUGAUAGCUCUGGUGGAAAUAUAGCUCACCAUGUAGCCGUGAGAGCAGCAGAGGCAGAUGUUGAGAUAUUAGGCAACAUUCUCCUUCAUCCAAUGUUCGGCGGACAGAUGAGAACCGAAUCCGAAAAGAGAUUGGAUGGCAAGUACUUCGUCACACUGCACGACCGUGAUUGGUAUUGGAGAGCUUAUCUACCCGAAGGGGAAGAUCGAGACCAUCCGGCUUGUAAUCCGUUCGGCCCUCGCGGACGAAGGAUCGGUGGACUCAAGUUCCCCAAAAGUCUCGUCGUCGUGGCCGGUUUGGAUCUGAUUCAAGACUGGCAAUUGGCAUAUGUCGAAGGGCUUAAAAAUUACGGCCACGAGGUGAAGCUUCUCUUCCUAGAGAAGGCGACAAUCGGGUUCUACUUCUUACCCAACAACGACCACUUCUAUUGCCUGAUGGAAGAGAUAAAAGUCUUCGUUAAUUCUAACUGUUAAUACCCACCUUUACCCACUUAAUCUUAACCAUACGUAACAAAAAUGUUUUUUACCUGUUUUUAGAAAGUCAUGGUGAGAUCCAUUGUGUGUAGUUAUAAGCCUUGUUUUGGUGUUCUAAGUGGCAGCGGCGGAGAAUGAUCUGAGCCGCCCUUCGCCGACCUGAUAUAAAGAAAAGGGCGUUACCCUUGUAAGCUUCCUGCCUCAAAUAACGGGAAGAGAAAAGUCUAGGGGUAAUGCUUUGGUGGUUUUAUUAUUAAUUGGUAAUUCUUGAAGCCACUAAUUUAUUAUAUAUCUUGUAAUGUAAUUGUAGGUUGGUGUUGUACUCUACUUAUGUUCUAAACUAAAGAUUUUGUUCUGUA